Messenger RNA from Sphaeroforma arctica JP610, 1076 nucleotides. RefSeq names its product NAK protein kinase. The record is from RefSeq and is a predicted model, not a curated record. The transcript has 8 exons. The annotation marks the transcript as partial. NCBI's taxonomy places the organism in Eukaryota, Ichthyosporea, Ichthyophonida. Gene Ontology annotation, cellular component: cytoplasm. Gene Ontology annotation, molecular function: AP-2 adaptor complex binding; ATP binding; protein serine/threonine kinase activity. Gene Ontology annotation, biological process: positive regulation of Notch signaling pathway; protein phosphorylation; regulation of clathrin-dependent endocytosis.
UGCAGAAACUGGGUUCACAGCACGAAGGAUUUGUGAAGCUGAUCGGCUCGGAGGUGCUUAACAACCGCGAGAGUGGCCAUAGCAACGCAGAAGUACUUAUAAUAAUGGAGCUGUGUCCGGGAUCACUGAUUCACAUCAUGAACGACAGACGAGAGGGCUUUGAACCGCAUGACGUUGUGCGGAUAUUCCAUGCACUGACGGCCUCUGUACGAUUCUUGCACGAGCAGAACCCCCCCAUCAUCCAUCGAGACCUAAAGGUCGAAAAUAUACUCGUAGACAAAAAUGGGAAUGUGAAACUGUGCGAUUUCGGGUCGGCGACCACAAAGAUAUUAAGUCCCAAAAGCGCCGCUGAGAUUGCGAUGGCGGAGGAAGAAAUUCAGCUCAACACUACCCCGCAAUACCGUGCCCCUGAAAUGUGGGACUUCUACGAGUACGGUUCAGUAGAUUACAAAUCCGACAUCUGGUCUCUCGGAUGUGCUCUUUACAAGAUCUGUUACUACCGUACGCCGUUUGACGACGGCUCUAAAAUGGUCAUUUGUAAUGCCGAACUAAAACUGCCGCCGGCCGUAGGAUCCAAUGUGGUUUUCCACGACAUGAUGCGCGCCAUUCUUAAGAAAGAUCCCAAGCAGAGACCCAAUGCAGGACAGAUUCUGGAAAUGCUGACCCAAAUCUCAAAUAAAUUGGGCCCAAAACCGAGAGGACCAGACGCCUUGGCCCUGCCGCAGGAAGAGAUGCCGAUUUCUGGAAGUAUAGGGACGGAUGAAGUGAAAGAUCGCGUCAUGGGAGCGUUUCGAAGUGUCAAGAACAAAGUGGAGGAUGCCGUGGCUGGUAGCGGACUCACAAACCCCGCAAGCAACAAAGGCGUUGAGAUUGAGGGCGACUUCAACUAUACUUACAUCACACCACGCAUCAUGGGCAUGCGGGUACCGAACUUCAAGGCGGUUAAAUCGUUCGAGGCGGUGCAGCUGUGGCGCGUGGCCCUAUCGCGCGGUGUGUACCAGUACAUGUACAACGACCUCUCCACAGUGUUUUUGCAACAGCUCACACCGCUGUUGGCGGUGCUACAGUCUGGGUAA